UUCUUUUUUGUUUCUUCAAUAACAUCCUUUCUCCUCUUCCCUUUUCUCUAAUCCCAAAAUUAGAGAUCACUAUUUCGAUUUAUAAUUUCGAUUUAUAAUUUCCUCUCUCUCUCUUUCUCUCUCUCUCUCUAAUCCAGCAUUUCUCGAUCUCUGUUGAGAGAGAGAGAGAAAUGUGUCCUCUGAGAAUCAUUCUGAUCUUCCUCUCGGCCACUCUCGCCGGUUUCUUUGUCCUCAGGAACCUCAAGUCUCAGCCCGAAUCUCAAUUUCCUUCCGGCGACGAAACCCACGAAAAUCUCGACGAGUCCGAGAAAACCAAGCUGCCAAAUUCGACGACUUCUCCGUUCUCCAAGGUUUGCUCGGCUAUGGAGUCUGGGUUUUGGACCUGUGUGGACAUGGCUAGUGGUCGCUAUCUCUGGAGGCAUUUGGUAUCUUCCAAUUCGAAGCGAUCGGAAUGAAUGAAUGAAUAAAUAAAUAAUCCUCUCUCCCAAGAAAUUGUUGUGUUUCUUCAGGUUUGGAUUUGACUUGGGUCUCUCUAUUAAUAGCUCUAAAUUGUCUCUAUAAGAAGUGUAAUUGUAGACUGAAUUGGAAAAGUCCGUGUUGAUUGUUGAGAUGAUUUGACAAUAUGAAUAUCCCAUAUCUUGUAAUUCUUGUAAGUGGGAAUAUAAUAGAUGUUGAAAGUUGUUGGGAAAUUGGCGUAUCAAUGAGCUACAGUGAUCGAAUAAGGUGCCGUUUUCGUUUCUGUUUUGGACCCUCCUUUAUUGAUGAAUGAAAUUGAUUAACUUCUCAAUUC
Molecule: messenger RNA, 790 nt
Organism: Morus notabilis
Lineage: Eukaryota; Viridiplantae; Streptophyta; Magnoliopsida; Rosales; Moraceae
Exons: 2
Coding region: 171-455 (94 amino acids)
Source: RefSeq, a predicted model, not a curated record